Messenger RNA from Sarcophilus harrisii (Tasmanian devil), 3268 nucleotides. It is a transcript of the gene APP, whose product is annotated as amyloid beta precursor protein. Gene Ontology annotation, biological process: central nervous system development; axonogenesis. The coding region runs from base 125 to 2377 and encodes 750 amino acids. The transcript is spliced from 17 exons. Lineage: Eukaryota; Metazoa; Chordata; Mammalia; Dasyuromorphia; Dasyuridae. Gene Ontology annotation, cellular component: early endosome; cell surface; membrane raft. The record is from RefSeq and is a predicted model, not a curated record. Gene Ontology annotation, molecular function: signaling receptor activator activity; transition metal ion binding; heparin binding.
CAGCUAUAGCGGCGGAGGAGGAAGAGGAGGAGGAGGGAGAGGAAGGGGAAUAGCGCAGCUGCAGCUGCAGUGGCCGAGAGCAGCCCCAGAGCAGCCAGUCUCCAUCUCUCACUGCAGGGUCGGGAUGCUGCCUCCUUUGGUGCCGUUGGUGCUGUUCUCCUGGACUGUUGGAGCCCUGGAGGUGUCUACUGAUGGAAAUGCUGGACUCUUGGCUGAACCCCAGAUUGCCAUGAUCUGUGGCAAACUCAAUAUGCAUAUGAAUGUGCAGAAUGGGAAAUGGGAGACUGACCCAUCGGGAACAAAAACUUGCAUUGGAGCAAAAGAGGGGAUUUUGCAGUACUGCCAGGAGGUCUAUCCGGAACUACAGAUUACCAAUGUUGUGGAAGCUAACCAACCAGUGACAAUUCAGAACUGGUGUAAGAGAGGCCGAAAGCAGUGCAAGAGUUCUCCCCAUAUUGUCAUUCCUUAUCGAUGCUUAGUUGGUGAAUUUGUGAGUGAUGCUCUUUUAGUGCCAGACAAGUGCAAAUUCUUGCACCAAGAAAGGAUGGAUAUAUGUGAAACUCAUCUCCACUGGCAUACUGUUGCAAAAGAGACUUGUAGUGAAAAGAGCAUGAAUCUGCAUAACUAUGGUAUGUUGCUGCCUUGUGGAAUUGACAAGUUCCGUGGUGUAGAGUUUGUUUGUUGCCCACUAGCUGAUGAAAAUGACAACGUGGAUUCUGCAGAUGCAGAAGAUGAUGAUUCAGAAGUCUGGUGGGGAGGUGCAGAUGCAGAUUAUGCAGAUGGAAGUGAUGACAAAGUAAUAGAAGUUGCAGAAGAGGAGGAAGUAGUUGAUGUAGAAGAUGAAGAUAACAAUGAUGAUGAUGGUGAUGGAGAUGAAGUAGAAGAGACUGAGGAACAAUAUGAAGAGGCUACAGAAAGAACCACUAGUGUUGCCAGUACCACCACUACCACUACCACUACUGAAUCUGUAGAAGAGGUUGUUAGAGAGGUGUGCUCUGAACAAGCUGAGACUGGUCCUUGUCAAGCAAUGAUCUCCCGUUGGUACUUUGAUGUGACUGAAAGGAAGUGCGCACCGUUUUUUUACGGCGGAUGUGGUGGAAACCGAAACAACUUUGGCACUGAGGAAUACUGCAUGGCAGUCUGUGGCAACAUCAUCCCCACUACAGCAGCCAGCACCCCUGAUGCUGUUGACAAAUAUCUAGAGACACCUGGUGAUGAGAAUGAACACGCCCAUUUCCAGAAAGCCAAGGAGAGACUUGAAGCCAAGCACCGUGAAAGAAUGUCUCAGGUUAUGAGAGAAUGGGAAGAGGCAGAACAUCAAGCAAAGAACUUGCCCAAAGCUGAUAAGAAAGCGGUUAUUCAGCAUUUCCAGGAAAAAGUGGAAUCAUUAGAACAAGAAGCUGCGAACGAGAGGCAACAAUUGGUAGAGACACACAUGGCCAGAGUCGAAGCUAUGCUUAAUGACCGCCGUCGUAUGGCUCUGGAGAACUACAUCACAGCCCUCCAGGCGGUUCCUCCACGGCCACGUCAUGUAUUCAACAUGCUGAAGAAAUAUGUACGUGCUGAACAGAAAGAUAGGCAACAUACCUUAAAGCAUUUUGAACAUGUUCGUAUGGUGGAUCCAAAGAAAGCUGCCCAAAUCAGAUCUCAGGUCAUGACACACUUGCGUGUGAUUUAUGAGAGGAUGAACCAGUCUCUCUCUCUGCUCUACAAUGUGCCAGCAGUAGCUGAAGAAAUUCAGGAUGAAGUUGAUGAGCUGCUUCAGAAAGAGCAAAACUACUCAGAUGAUGUUUUGGCCAACAUGAUCAGUGAACCCAGGAUCAGUUAUGGAAAUGAUGCCCUCAUGCCAUCGCUGAGUGAAACUAAAACCACAGUAGAACUCCUUCCAGUUGAUGGAGAAUUCAGCCUAGAUGACCUGCAGCCAUGGCAUCCUUUUGGUGUUGAUUCUGUUCCAGCUAACACAGAAAAUGAAGUUGAACCUGUUGAUGCCCGCCCUGCUGCUGAUCGAGGACUAACAACUCGACCAGGUUCUGGACUAACAAACAUAAAAACAGAGGAAAUCUCAGAAGUGAAGAUGGAUGCAGAGUUCCGACAUGAUUCAGGAUAUGAAGUGCAUCAUCAAAAAUUGGUAUUCUUUGCUGAAGAUAUGAGUUCAAACAAAGGUGCAAUCAUUGGACUCAUGGUGGGUGGCAUUGUCAUAGCAACGGUUAUUGUCUUCACCUUGGUAAUGCUGAGGAAGAAACAGUACACAUCUAUCCACCAUGGUGUAGUAGAGAUUGAUGCUGCAGUUACCCCCGAGGAGCGUCACCUUUCCAAGAUGCAGCAAAAUGGCUACGAAAAUCCAACUUACAAGUUCUUUGAACAGAUGCAGAACUAGACCAAUAUUAUGUUGGACAGCAACAUGAUUGCUUCUCUGCCCAUCAGUGUUCAUUUAUAGAAUAUUGUGGAAAGGAAAAAAAAAAACCUCCCAGUUUUAUUAUUUCCUCAUUAUACUCUUCUGACAGCUGUGCUGUAACAUAAUUAGAUGCCUGAAUAUGAAUUAAUGCAAAUCAAUAACAUUCUCUUUAUUUACAUUGCAGCCUUUACACUACAUUAUUAAUGAAUGGUUUUGUGUGCUAUAAAGAUUUUAGGUGUACUUAACUAAUGCAUGAGUAGAUUCUCUACCUAAUUAUUUAUUAUGUAGCUCUGUAGCCAGUUGCAUAUUAUUCUUGUGCUUUGUGACAAAAUAUUAAGUCCUGAAUGAAAUAUGCUUUAAGAUUCAAGGGGGGGAUGCUUUUUAUUUAUGUGGAACUUUAGCUGCUUUUGUUUGCUGGGGUUUUUUUUUCCUUAUCACUAUGCAUUUAAAAGCAAAACUAUACUUUUUUUAAAACUAUUCCAAAUGAGUUAGUCUUUUUUUCCUUCCAUAGUUGCAUUUUGUUGUACAGAUUAUUGCCUCUGCUAUAUUAGUGAUAUAGAAUUCAUGAGAAUACAUAUUUGUUUUUGUGCCUGUUUUAUGUGCACAUUUUAGACAUUAAAAGUUGAAGCUCUUCUCCUUUCCUACACCUUGCCCCCAUAUUUCAUUUGCUCUUAAAAGAAAAAAAAAAAAGAAAUCUCUGUUGAUUUUGAGCACUUUCUUAUUGGGGGUUGGGAAUCUGAGGGGAAAUAGCCUGCUGUUCUCAAAUUAUCAGGAAUUAUCCAAAAAUUUCUGCAAGAUGAUUGUACAGAAUCAUUGCUUAUGAAUCAAUUGCUUUAUACACAGUGUUACAUAAAUAAAUUGAAUAAAAUAACA